UGUCCCGACUCAAAUUAACGAUUCAUCUUUCAUGAAUGUUUGUUGUCGCUGUUCGACUUUGUAAAAUACGUUCUAACUGGAUUUCAAUGGUAAAGGUUUGUUUUCUUGACAGGUCAAAAGAAAAGCAGCUGCCGGCAGAAUGGAUUUCAACUCAUGGAACAUCUUCUGGAAAGCAUGUUUCGCUUCGUUAGCGACUUUGAUCGUUGUAGGAAAUGUUCUCACUAUUUGGAUAUUCCUCAAGCAGAGACGUCACAAGCGAGCUUUCUCUCUUCUCAUUAGCUUAGCUAUAGCCGAUGUGUUGGUUGGGAUUUUGGCCAUCCCACUUUUUUUAAAAGUAAUGGUAUCGGAGGGAUAUGCAUGGUACGUGAUUUCCAUCGAUGCCGACGUAUUAACAGGCACAACGUCCAUCUACACUCUCGCUGUCAUUUCCCUGGAGAGAAUGUUCGCCGUUGGUUGGCCUCUCCGUCACAGAACUAUAAACUUCCAUGUUUACAUCUGCGCUAUUAGCAUGCCGUGGAUCAUAGCGGUAAUGUUUACCACUUUGAUGGUGUUUCAGCAGUUUGAUAUGAUAGGAAGGAGGAAACUCUCUUACAUUAUUCCUUUAAUUUGUGGAAUCCCUUUGUUAACUACGUGUGUAGCAAACAUUGUUGUUUGGAAGAAGCAACAAACGCCAUUUCGCAACCAGAAUCACAUUAAAAGAGAAGUGAAAUUGGCGAAGACACUAGCUCUCAUAACAGCAACAUCACUCUUAACAUGGCUUCCUUUUCAAAUUAUGAACAUUUUGUUUGAAUUGAAGGUCAUGGCAAAUUUCCAUCAUAUGGGGUUAACAGUGUUUAUUAUCAAACUUUUACAGUUUAGCAAUUCAUUUGUGAACGUGAUAAUUUAUCCGUUCAGAAUCCCAGAAUUUAAGAGAACUUUAUUCCAGAUACUUAAUUUUCGUGUAAUUCCCUCUUCAAGAUCCGAAUUAGAUGUGUCCUCAAUGAGAGUGACAAAUUCGACGUUCCCACUAUCAAACGUUCACCAGUAAAGUUCACUUGAGAACAUUUCGUUCUAAUCAGGCAUGUAGACUGGUAGACAAAGUUACAUUAGAUGUGGAAUAUCGAAUCAUGCGGUCAGUUGUUAGGAAAGUGGAUUCUGUCAGAAUUUCAGAGAAUAGUCUCACUUACAAAUAGAGUGGAGAGUAUAACUAUAUGCAUUGCAUGACGUAGUUUCAAAGGAGAAUAUUUAUGCUUCUCCACUUGAUGCUGAGCCGAUGAGUGCUAAAAGGCAAAAAUUUCGUCCGCAGAAAAGGACCUGCUAUA
This is a messenger RNA of Stylophora pistillata, 1301 nucleotides long. RefSeq names its product adenosine receptor A1-like. The record is from RefSeq and is a predicted model, not a curated record. Lineage: Eukaryota; Metazoa; Cnidaria; Anthozoa; Scleractinia; Pocilloporidae. Gene Ontology annotation, molecular function: G protein-coupled receptor activity. Gene Ontology annotation, cellular component: plasma membrane. Gene Ontology annotation, biological process: G protein-coupled receptor signaling pathway.